Messenger RNA from Labeo rohita (rohu), 1308 nucleotides. Its product is annotated as protein ELYS-like. The record is from RefSeq and is a predicted model, not a curated record. Bases 112 to 1308 code for a protein of 398 amino acids. Lineage: Eukaryota; Metazoa; Chordata; Actinopteri; Cypriniformes; Cyprinidae. The transcript is spliced from 11 exons.
GUCAGCAGAUCUGAAUGCCGGACGCCCAUAUAGGACCACUGGAUAUUGGAUAAACGGUGCUUUAUCUGCUUCUUAGGAGGAUUCUUGGAAUGUUCUUUAUGGAAUAUCAGGAUGAUGCUAAGCUCAGAAGUUUUGUGGAAUAAAGCUUUAACAGACAACAAUAUCAAAGGCCUCAUUGGCUGUUUACGAGACCUCUAUGCUGGAGGUGAAGGAGAUACGAGUGAACGUGUGGUCAGUUUUAACUGCUGGCUUCAGAGAUCAGCAGAACUGGCCAAGAAGGACCUAUUAAUUCUCUGUUUCAGUCAAUGUAAAGGCUUGUGGAUGUGUUUGGAUGAAAAAUCUGUUGCUCUAGUCCAUAAACUGCUCCUCAAACUGAAGAGCCUGCUUUCUCUGGUCCACCUAAUAGAGAAAUACAGUGCCGGUCUGCACUCUGAACAUGUAGGAAGCAGGACUUCAUAUAUAUGGGGCUGUUGGAAACAAGACCAUCAUGCCAUCAUGCAACACAUCCUGCUGGGUCACCUGGUGCAGUGGUGGAGCAUCACAGGACUUCUGCCCAAAUACCCCGAAGCUCAUGAAAUGAAGAAGAUAUCUCAGAUGUGGCGUGAGAUGGACCAGAAACACAGGAGAACAUGUCUGGAGUUGAGUUAUGCUGACGAUAAGUACCGAUGGAGCUCCCUUAUUCAGGGUAUGGUAGCUCAUAUGGACAAACAACACGGGCCUAUAUGGGUUUCAGAAGAUUGUGCCUACCAAACAUACCCACCGCCAUCUCUAUCAGCUUUGUUAAAGCUAGUGCUGCUGCCUAAUAUUGACAUCCUGUCUGUCCAAGCCAUUAUCAUGUACUUUGUCCUGGAUGUGUCUAACUUUCUGCACUGUGAGGAUGAUCUCCUGCAGUCAUUCUGCCAUGUCUUCAGUAUCCCAUUUGCAUUUUCUCAACAGAUCUGUGGAUUCUGGCUUUUAGACCAUGGAUUAGUAACAGACUCAAUGAAUGCCUUAUUGAGCCCAAGAGCUUGUCCUCCAACACUGUCCUGGCACCAUUGUGCUGUUCUGAGGACCUUAUUGAGGACAGGAGAGAAUCGAGCAGCACUGAAGUAUCUGUUGAGCAUCACACCAGCAGUGAAGAACAUUCAUGACAUCAAACUCUGUGUGGAUGUGUUAAUACACAACAAAUGUAUCGCCAAGGCCUGGGCUUUGAUUAGAGGUCUUCAAACUGAAGAUAUUCACCUGUUUGAACACUUCAUUCAUGUCUGUGAGAAUCAUGGGAUUUAUAGUAAUAUUUUGCCCUCUCUGGUAUGGCUCAUCUCCAGCUGA